AACGGCCCGAGGCAGUUACCACCGGUACGUUGUCUGGAGGACACGCGGUUCUAUCAGUCGGUCAAUCGAAUCCAAAGUACGACAAAAAGAAUUCUUCAAGCUCAUUAAUUCAAACGUCCAGAUUUAUAAAUUUUGAAAAAAUGACUAUGGACGUCAAAGCUAGUCAAGUGGCCGCUAGUAGUGCCACAAAGUCUAGCGCUAACGUAGGAGCUGCAGCUGCCACGGGAGGACAGGAAUGCGCCGGAUGCGGUAAACACAUUACUGACAGAUUUUUGCUGAAAGCUUUGGAUCUGUUCUGGCACGAAGAUUGCCUGAUGUGCGGCUGUUGCGGGUGUCGUCUUGGAGAAGUAGGAUCCACGUUGUAUACAAAAGCCAACAUGAUUUUAUGCAAAAAGGACUACUUUAGGUUUUACAGGAUGUUCGGGAACAAGGGCAUGUGUGCAGCGUGUUUCAAAGACAUACCCGCGUUCGAGAUGGUCAUGCGGGCGCGAAGCAACGUUUAUCACUUGGAGUGUUUUGCGUGCCAACAAUGCAAUCACAGAUUUUGCGUUGGCGAUAGGUUUUACUUAUGUGAAAAUAAAAUACUUUGUGAGUAUGAUUUUGAAGAAAGAAUGGUGUUUGCUAACAUGGCUUACAAUCCAGCAACAUUGGCUCAAUUGAAGAGACAUGCCACCCAUAUCCCACCAUCGGUUGGUGCAGGAGCAAGGACAGAUAUUCCCUUGGCUGUUGGUACCAAUGGUAACAGCGAUCGACGACCCACAUCGAGUGAUCUUCCUCAUCACCAUGGUCACCAUCAUCAUGGUCAUCACUUAAAUACACCCUCAUCUAACGGUCACCAAUUUGGUUCAUCGAAUACCACACCCAAUGGUGACCAGACUCAACUUCCCAUGUAUGAUGUGAAAUAAGCUCUUGGUUAUAACAUAACUUUGUUUAUUUAUCUUUAAUUUGAUUAUUAAUUUUAGUUAUACUUUGUUGUUAAUUUAAAUGAUUAUUUAACUUAUUUGUUUUGUGCGAAAGCAUUUUUCACAUACCACGCGUUUGACUAAAUGCCUAGUCAUUAUAUUAUAAGAUUACUCACUAUUUAUUGUUAAUCUUAAGAUCAAAACAUAAGAACUGCUAAUGUCUUUCCCGUUUUCCAACUUAAAUAUUGUCUUUAUGAGGUAAGCUAGAAAAAUGUAUUUUUCGUUUUAGUUUUAAGUUACUGCUGUGUAAAUAUAUAUGAACUCAAAACGCACUAUAGAAAUUUACAAAAAUAAAUCUACAAGAGUUUUCUAUGCAGUGCCAAAUGGUCGUUCCAUUUUUAAGUUAGAUGAGAGUAACUUUGUCGUAAUAUUAAUAAAAAUGAAUAAUUAUGUUAUUAAAACUGUUUAAACAUUCUCUCGUGCAAAUUUAUGUAUCCUCUGCCCUUUACCAAAGUACUGAACAGCGGUACCCAUUAGCUUAGUGUUUAAAAGUACAUACACUUAAGUAACUAAUAAUUAAAUAUAAAUAUAGAAUAAGUUUAUGCGUAAAAUUAAGUAAUCUUUAUUUAUAGGAUCUCUUAUUGUUUUAAAAAUCCUAAGUUACCUUUUUAUUGUUUUUAUUUUAAUUUUAAAUGUUUUAAGAUCACAAAACGAUUGGCAAUACAUUACAUUAGUAUGGUGUAAACUUAAAACGUUUAUAAAAAUACACAUGAUUUGUUAAUAUCA
Molecule: messenger RNA, 1688 nt
Organism: Daktulosphaira vitifoliae (grape phylloxera)
Lineage: Eukaryota; Metazoa; Arthropoda; Insecta; Hemiptera; Phylloxeridae
Product: LIM domain transcription factor LMO4.1-like
Exons: 6
Coding region: 141-905 (254 amino acids)
Biological process (GO): positive regulation of transcription by RNA polymerase II
Cellular component (GO): nucleus
Molecular function (GO): DNA-binding transcription factor binding; transcription coactivator activity
Source: RefSeq, a predicted model, not a curated record